This is a messenger RNA of Tinamus guttatus (white-throated tinamou), 638 nucleotides long. NCBI's taxonomy places the organism in Eukaryota, Metazoa, Chordata, Aves, Tinamiformes, Tinamidae. The record is from RefSeq and is a predicted model, not a curated record.
AUGGCCGUCACCAUGGCCGUCAUCAUGGCCGCCAUCACCAUCGUCAUCAUCAUCGUCAUUGUCAUCAUCAUCAUCGUCAUCAUCGUCAUUGUCACCAUGGCCGUCAUCAUGGCCACCAUCGCCAUCAUCAUCAUCGUCAUUGUCAUCAUCGUCAUCAUCGUCAUCACCGUCAUGGUCAUCAUCAUCAUCGUCAUCAUCGUCAUUGUCACCAUGGCCAUCAUCAUGGCCGUCAUCACCAUCGUCAUCAUCAUCAUCACCAUCAUCGUCAUCAUCGUCAUCACUGUCAUUGUCAUCAUCGUCAUCAUUGUCAUCGUCACCAUGACCGUCACCAUGGCCGUCACCAUGGCCGUCAUCACCAUCGUCAUCAUCAUCAACAUCAACAUCAUCACCAUUAUCGUCAUCAUUGUCAUUAUCAUCAUCGUCAUCAUUGUCAUCAUCGUCAUCGUCACCAUGGCCGUCACCAUGGUCGUCAUCACCAUCGUCAUCGUCAUUGUCAUCAACAUCUUCACCAUCGUCGUCAUCGUCAUCAUCGUCAUCGUCAUCACCGUCAUCAUUUCAUCACCAUCGUCAUUGUUAUCAUCAUCACCAUCGCCAUCACCAUUGUCAUCAUCGUCAUCAUCAUCGUUGUCGUCGUCAUG